Elaeis guineensis (African oil palm) is the source of this 2873-nucleotide messenger RNA. RefSeq lists its product as uncharacterized. The record is from RefSeq and is a predicted model, not a curated record. Gene Ontology annotation, molecular function: ATP binding; protein kinase activity. Lineage: Eukaryota; Viridiplantae; Streptophyta; Magnoliopsida; Arecales; Arecaceae. Gene Ontology annotation, cellular component: cytoplasm. Gene Ontology annotation, biological process: protein phosphorylation; signal transduction.
UCAAAGACUUCUCCAACCGCAGGUCUCCAUCACAACAGAGGUCCUCUUUUUCCCUUCUCCCAAAUCCCUUCCUCCGCCCCCCGGGUUCCUCUUCUUCGCUAAUUUCCAAAUCAGCCUCCUUCCCUUGUCUUUGGAAACGCCUCUUCUUCUAUUUUGUUCUCAUCACAUCAAAAACUCUUCCUUUUGUAACCCGCUCUUGGAUCCAAUUCUUGUCUCCAACUGCUUGUUUGUGCUGGAAUCGUCGACGCGGAUCAUAAGAAUCGGAGGUCAUAAUAGUCUGGUUGAGUCUUAUGGCCGAUGACUCUAUCUUCUUGAUAUCUGGUUAGCGACCGAGAAAAGAGAUCCAAUAGAGGUCGAAACUUCUUUUGUCGACCGGGGAUGGAGCAGUUUCGGCAGAUUGGUGAAGUCCUGGGGAGCCUCAAGGCUCUGAUGGUGUUCCGGGAUGAGAUACGCAUGAACCAGCGCCAGUGCUGCCUGCUGGUGGAUGCCUUCAAUGCUGCGUUUGAGGGGAUCGGCGACGAGAUCCGACACUACCUGAAAUUUGAGGAGAAGCUCACCAAGUGGAAGGCCCUCGAGCAACCCUUCAAGGAGCUCCACAGGAUCUUCCGGGAGGGGGAGCAGUACAUCAGGCAGUGCCUUGAGCCCAAGGACUGGUGGGGGAAAGCAAUUGCGCUCAGUCAGAGCACUGACUGCAUCGAAUUCCAUCUCCACAACUUGCUAUGGUGCAUCCCUGUUGUGCUCGAGGCGAUUGAGAAAGUCGGAGAAAUGUCAGGGUCUGAUCAAGAAGAGAUCCACAAGAAGAGGGUGGUGUUCUCGAAGAAGUAUGAGAGGGAAUGGAUGGAACCGAAGCUCUUUCAGCACAAGUUCGGAAAAUUGUACCUGGUUUCACAAGACAUAUGUAGUAGAUUGGACAGUGCCUGGAAAGAGGACAGGUGGAUUUUAUCUGAAAUGAUAGAGGAGAAGAGGAGUUCGGGGUCAAAACCGAUGACAAAGCAAGAACAGCGGCUCGCAGAGCUACUGAUGGGUCCAAAAGGGAAGCUUUUCGCAGCCUCGGUCCUUGUGGGAUCGCAGGACUACCAAGUGAAAAGGAGAUUUGGGUCAAGCAACUACAAGGAAGUCCAGUGGAUGGGGGAGAGUUUUGCUGUGAAGCAUGUCAUUGGAGAGAUUGAGCCACUAAUGAAUGAGAUCUCUCUCUUGACAUCGAUCAACCACCCAAAUGUGAUGCAUUAUAUGUACUCAUUCUAUGAUGAAGAGAAGAAAGAGGGUUUUCUAGUUAUGGAUCUCAUGAGCAAGGAUCUCUCCAAUCAUAUCAAAGAGAUUUGUAGCUCAAGGAGAAGAAUCCCCUUCCCCCCUCUGGUGGCAGUUGACAUAAUGCUUCAGAUUGUAAGAGGAAUGGAGUACCUGCAUUCAAGGAAGAUAUAUCAUGGGGACUUGAACCCUUCCAAUGUCCUAGUUAGGACAAGGAGUUCUUCUCCUGAUGGUUAUUUGCAUGUAAAGAUUGCUGGAUUUGGUCUGUCACCUUUGAAGAACUCAAAAGUUUCAGCAACUCAAGCUGCUACCAUGAAUCCAUGUAUCUGGUAUGCCCCAGAGGUUCUCUUAGAGCAGGAGCUGUCAGGAGAAGCUAGUAGUAGCAAGUACACAGAGAAAGCAGAUGUUUAUAGCUUUGGAAUGAUAUGCUUCGAGUUGCUGACGGGAAAAAUUCCCUUUGAAGACAAUCAUCUUCAGGGGGAUAAGAUGAGCAAGAACAUAAGGGCUGGUGAAAGGCCACUGUUUCCAUUUCAAUCUCCAAAGUAUCUCACCGGCCUAACAAAAAGAUGCUGGCAUGCCGAUCCCUCUCAACGGCCAAGCUUCUCUUCUCUUUGUAGAGUGCUCCGUUACACCAAGCGCUUUCUAAUUAUGAACCCCAAUCAGGGUCAGCCUGAUUCAAUGGUACCUCCAGUGGAUUACUUUGACAUCGAAAUGAGUCUAUCAAAGAGAUUCACAAACUGGGCAAGAAAAGAAACCAUCCAGGUCUCAGAAAUUCCUUUUCAGAUGUAUGCCUAUAGGGUUAUAGAGAGGGAGAAAACUAGUGUAAAUGUCAAGGAUAAAAAUUCGGAGUCAGGAAGCGAGGAGGCAUCGACUUGUGGAGAUGAGAAUGCAUUCGGUACAAUUCUCACAGAAGAUGUCUUGUCCACCACCAUAGGUUCCGUGAGGUUGUUAUCUCAGGUGACUCCUGACUCAAACAAGAAGGCAUUAGCAAAGAAAGUCCAUGGAAAGGUCAACAAGCAAAUAGGACAGCACCAAAAAGGGAAGACAGUGAAACCACAGCAACUUAGUUGUGGGCGCGGUUUGCGGAUGAGCUCUGAGAGCCAGAUGCCAACAAUAGCAAUGAACCCAAGACGGAGGACAUCCGGGCAUGUCUCAGAUUGAGAAAUAGCACACUGACCAACUGCUCAUUUUUUUCAAAGAACGACUGGCACGGGGUCGUUGCAGUCAGCAGCACACCAACUGCAUGUUCAGAUCCUGUAUACCAGACUUCUUGCGGGGCAUAGAUUGUUUGAAACCUAGUUGCCAUUCCUGACGUACAGAUGAUAGCGGGUCUGUUAUGAUGCUGCAUCUCGUAAUCCAAUGUUUUCACUCUCGUCACAGAUGCCGCCCCACACCUGCACUAAUCGAGCAGCACACGAAAGUUUUCAUCCAGCAUAAUCUUGAAUGUGAGAUUCCCUUUUGAAAAUCAAGAAAACCAUAGCAGCUACAUGUCCCAUUGGAUUUGCAUUGGUGAACUAUUUAUUCUUCAUUGUCAAUUUGUCAUAUGUCAGAGUAUUUGCUGUAGACUGCUUUCUUCUGUCGUACAAAAUGUGUAUUCUUAAUCAUACCUGGCUGCCUUCCUCCUA